Molecule: messenger RNA, 2715 nt
Organism: Ilex paraguariensis (yerba mate)
Lineage: Eukaryota; Viridiplantae; Streptophyta; Magnoliopsida; Aquifoliales; Aquifoliaceae
Source: the annotation of a GenBank genome assembly
UGGAUAUUGCAGCAACUCAGACCUUUUCAAUCCAUGCCUACAGAUGAGAGAGACAUCCAGAGGUUGAGGAGAGAGAAAGAGAGAUGGAGGAGGUUUAAGGGAGGUUUAGGUCUACCAACUGGUGGUUCGAGAUUGCACUCCUUAACCAAACAUCAUCAACGGCAAAAACCAAGGCAAGCAACAACUAGGGUAGAUAGAUAGAUAGAAAGAAAGCAAACCCAGAAAGAGAAACCAGAGAGAGAGAAACCAUGUUUUCUUUUGGAAAAGAAUUUGAGUUUCUGAGUUAAACAAACCUUUUAGGAGUUUUCAUGAGAGAGAGAGAGAGAGAGAGUGUACGUAUGCAAUUCUCACGUGGGCAUAGAACUAUGAAUGGAAUGAUGAUGGGAAAGGAAAAAUAUGAUAGGAAAGAGAAGAGUAAAGGGGGUGAUGAUUUUUGUACUUUGAACUUUAAUAUACUAAACUUCGUAUUCUGAGUUAUUUUUAUGUUUUGUUUUUCGAAUUUUUGGUGUCUGUGAGAGAUGUGGUCAAAAGGCUGUUUGAGUCUUGGGAUCAGGAUGUUUCCGUCGAGGAGGAUUAUUCCGGCGGAUCGGAGCUUCUCUGUUCCCCACAAGACACACAACAGUCACUUGUUUUCAGAUUGACUAGGUUAUCAGCUCAGCUUCCCUAGUGAAAUAGCGUUGGACAGACAAAAAGAUGGCCACUUAUUUUCCAAAUUCAAACGACCAAAGGGAUGUUGCACCAAUGCUCUAUAUGAGGGAACCUUUGUCCAGUUCUUAUGGAGAAGCAUCAGCUCUUCCGGGGAAUAUGAUGAUGCAUAUGAACUACUCAUCUGCUUCUGGGUCAUAUUCAAAUACAGUGGCAGGGAAUUCCCAGCAGCAAAUCAGCUGCAUUGAUAUUCCACCUGUGGGAGUCUCGGAUCCCAACUCGUCACCACAAGAAAUUCUGCCUAAUCUUGGAGGGUCACGAUUUGGGGAACACGACUUCAGUUCAUGGAGGUAUGGUCGGAAUGAAUUGCUGCUAAUGCACACUAUGGGUGGUGCCACCAGCACUCUUCAAGGUGGUCAGGGUUUAUCCCUCAGCCUGAGUUCACAUAUACCCUCUGGAAUGCAGAUAUCUUCUGUUCAAUACCGGAAUCCUAACUCGGGUUACUCUUCAUUCUUGAGUCCUAAUUCUUCAAUUUCAGCAGAGGGCAGUGGCAGGAAUUUGUCUUUUAGAGAUGAUAACUCCCAAAAUAAAGAAUCAAACAACACUGAAUAUAUGAUACCUGGUUUUCCAGCAAGCAAUUCAGAUUCAAUGAAAACAGAUAUUUCUCCAUAUGGAAUGCCAACUAUUGCAAGAACCAUUCCGAAUUCCAGAUACUUAAAAGCAGCACAGCAAUUGCUUGAUGAAGUUGUAAAUGUCGGGAAAGCUCAGAGGCGGCGUGAUUCCCAGAAAGAUUUUACGAAGGAUUCUAAAGAAGUUGAUGGUGGAUCAAAAAAUGGGACCUCGGUGCCCCCUGCAACUGGUGAGUCUUCAAACCAUCAAGAAUCAUCCAGUAACUCACCAAGUGAGCUUUCUGCGGCUGAAAAACAGGAUCUACAAAACAAGAUGACAAAGCUUUUGUCUAUGCUGGAUGAGGUUGAUAGAAGGUACAGACAGUAUUAUCAUCAGAUGCAGAUUGUUGUUUCUUCAUUUGACGUAAUAGCAGGAUGUGGGGCGGCUAAACCCUACACAGCACUUGCCCUCCAAACAAUUUCUCGUCACUUCCGGUGCUUGCGUGAUGCCAUAAAUGGCCAGAUUCGAGCAUCACAGAGAAGCCUUGGGGAACAAGAUGCUUCUGCAAGUAGUACAGGGGUUGGAAUAUCUCGCCUCCGUUAUGUAGACCAGCAGAUCAGACAACAGAGAGCCAUUCAGCAGCUUGGCAUGAUGCAACAACAUGCAUGGAGGCCACAGAGAGGGCUGCCCGAAAGCUCUGUUUCAAUAUUGCGUGCUUGGCUCUUUGAGCAUUUUCUUCAUCCCUACCCAAAAGAUUCUGAUAAAAUCAUGUUAGCUAGGCAGACAGGCUUGACGAGAAGUCAGGUUUCAAACUGGUUUAUAAAUGCACGAGUACGUCUUUGGAAGCCAAUGGUGGAAGAAAUGUACAAAGAAGAGACUGGUGAUGCUGAAAUGGACUCUAAUUCUUCCUCUGAAAUUGCACCCAGAGCUACGAAAGGUGAUGUGAAGGCCUCUGAGGAUGGAGGGGAAGAUUUACAACAAAGUGCAACUUCUGCAGCAACUGAACAUUGUAGCAACGGUCAAUUCUUUCAGUCAAAAUCUGAUCAUGUUCGUGAUGUAGAAAUGGUGGCUAAUUUCGAUUCCAGUUUCCAAAAUAUGAGCUGUGGAGGAACUGAAAUGGAAUAUGGGGUAGGAAAACCAAGAGGGGAAAAAAGGCCUACUGUGGAUGACUAUAAUCUUUUCCCAAGGAACAUGGUUCCUGCAUACCAAAUAUCAGAAUUGGGGAGGUUUGGAAAUGGAAAUGGAGUAUCACUCACAUUGGGAUUGCAGCAUUGUGAAGGUGGUAGUGUACCCAUGUCUAUUGAGACUCGUCAUAGUUUUGUCACCAUGAGAGGGGAAGGCAUCUACGAGGCAGCUGCUUCUCCUGUGGAGCCUGAUUCAACAGAUUUCGACUGCCUGGAUUCUGGAAACCGACAGCCCAGGUUUGGCCCACCCCAUUUGUUGCAUGAUUUUGUAGCAUGA